AUGACGGGGUUAAAUGAGGGAAGGUCAUACCGUAGGCAAUUGUUUGAUGAGAUAUUUGAUUUUAGUGAAGAUGAUAGUUUGCUCGCUGAAGAUGUGGAGGAAGAUGAAUCAGCUGGUGAUCAAGAUAUGAACAAAGGAGGCAUUGGAGCAGUAGCAAACACUAAUGCUAUUGAAGAAGGUCCUCUGACAGGGAUGUUAUUUCCUUGUAUCAGCACUAUGUUCAACUUCUAUAAAGAACAUGCUAGAUUGAAAGGUUUUAGUAUUUUUAAAAGACCAGCAGUUAAUGUACGGGGUGGAUCUCGUAAAUAUCAAACAAUUAGUUGCGAUAAAGGAAGGAAAGCAAUUGGUGCAAAAUCAUCAAAAAAUUUGGAACCUUCUAUGUCUAGAUUGAUGGUUGCUCACAGGUCACUGAAUAUGGAUAUGAAGAGGAGAUUGGAGGCAAACGAUAUAGCUGGCAUAAGACCCGCAAAAAGCAUUAGGUUGCUUGAAGUUCAAGCAGGUGGACCAGAAAAUUUAAGCUGUUUGUCAAAGGAUUGUCGAAACUUCAUUGAGCGAAAGAGGAGGCUACGACUUGGUGAUGGUGAUGCUGAGGCUAUACGCAAGUUGUUUGUGAGAAUGCAACGAAACGAUCCUGAGUUUUUCUAUUCAUUUGAUCUUGAUGAUGAUUCCAGGCUUUCAAAUGUUCUAUGGGUUCAUUCUCGUAGUCGAGCUGCUUACGAGGAAUUCAGUGAUGUUGUUAGUUUUGACACUACUUACCUUGUUAAUCGAUACAAGUUGCCAUUUGCUACCAUUGUUGGAGUAAAUCAUAAUGGGCAAUCUAUUUUAUUAGGAUGCGCCUUAAUCUCACAUAAAGAUGCAAACACUUUUAAGUGGUUGUUCAAGACGUGGCUUGAAGCAAUGGGAGAUGUUCAUCCUAAUUCUAUUCUUAUAGAUCAAUGCGAGAACAUGAGGAAAGCCAUUAGGGAGGUAAUGCCUAAUACUAGACACAGAUUUUGCUUGUGGCAUAUAUUAUGCAAAGUACCUGAGAAGUUUAGGGGUGCUAUUGAUUAUGAUAGUGCAUGCCUUGAGUUUAAAGCUGUAAUAUAUGAUAGCUUAACCAUUGAGAUGUUUGAGAGAAAUUGGAAUGAGUUUGUGGUGAAGCAUGGGUUGGAAAGAAAUGAAUGGCUUUCCAAAUUAUAUGUUGAUAGGGAGUAUUGGGUUCCAAUUUAUCUCAAUCACACAUUUUGGGCUGGAAUGGUUUCGACUCAAAGGAGUGAGAGCAUGCAUGCAUAUUUUGAUGGGUAUGUUAACUCAAUGAGCACACUAAAGCAAUUUGUGGAGCAGUAUCAGAUUGCUAUGUGUGACAAGAUUGAAAAGGAGUUCUAUGCUGAUUUCAAAUCAAAAAACACAGUUGUAAAUUGCAUAUCUGUUUUUGAAUGGGAACAAUAG
This is a messenger RNA of Hevea brasiliensis (rubber tree), 1428 nucleotides long. RefSeq names its product protein FAR-RED IMPAIRED RESPONSE 1-like. The transcript has 2 exons. Lineage: Eukaryota; Viridiplantae; Streptophyta; Magnoliopsida; Malpighiales; Euphorbiaceae. The record is from RefSeq and is a predicted model, not a curated record. Gene Ontology annotation, biological process: regulation of DNA-templated transcription. Bases 1 to 1428 code for a protein of 475 amino acids.